This is a messenger RNA of Ananas comosus (pineapple), 1473 nucleotides long. Its product is annotated as chaperonin-like RbcX protein 2, chloroplastic. Gene Ontology annotation, molecular function: protein folding chaperone. The coding region runs from base 568 to 1245 and encodes 225 amino acids. Lineage: Eukaryota; Viridiplantae; Streptophyta; Magnoliopsida; Poales; Bromeliaceae. The transcript has 5 exons. Gene Ontology annotation, biological process: ribulose bisphosphate carboxylase complex assembly. The record is from RefSeq and is a predicted model, not a curated record.
CCCUAUGCGGUGCUGCCACGCCCACGCGUCAGGGAAUUAGAAUUUCUUGCUUCCUUAUAAAAAUACAAAAGAAAAACGAAAGAGAAACCGUCGAGAAGAGUAUAUUAUUUUUAUUUCUAUUGAUCUCGUCGUGUUUUUUGUGGCGUGGAGAAGAGAAUCAAGAGAUUUCGACCUCAUAAAUUUGGUUGGCGAGGGUUGAAACCAAACCCUUUUCCCCUGUGUACAUGAUACACAAAAGCGCUCCUAGCUCCUUCGGGCAACAAUAUAUUAUAAUAUAAUAGGAGUAAGAAGAAAAUCAGGCAGCCUCUUAAUUACUUGCGCCCGAAUUGUUAUUUCCAUCAUCAGAAUCCCAUCAUUUUAUUUUAUUUUUUUUUUUUGUUUCCCGGAUUUCCUCCAUCGGCGGGUCUUCUUGGAAGUUGGAACCGAUCUAAAUUUUUGUCACUCUGCGAAUCUAUUCGUAUCUCCUCUUAAUUAUUCGGAAACGAACAGUAGUAUUAUUAUUUGGUUUGUGUGUGUGUUGGGGGGGAGGGAGAGGGAGAGGGAGAGGGAGAGGGGGAGGCGACGAUCAUGGCUGGAGCUGGAGGAGGUCGGUCGAUGGCGAUCGGUUCUGUCGCGGCCGCCGCGGUCGAUACGUUUCCCUCCGCCCCGUGUCUCUGCGUGGAUGCUCUCUGCAUCGCCGGGCUGAGCUUCAGAGGCCGGGGAAAGGCGGGAAGGAGGCCGCCGAGCUCGCUGGAGAUGAGCAGCUCCUCCUUCCUCGGCGCCUGGAAUGGCCGUCGCCCCUCCUCCGCGGUUCGCCCCAGGAAGCCGCAAAGAAGAAGCAAGAGGAGCGGCUGCGCCGGUGGCCGUCUUCUUGUCGUGGAUGAUCUCGGCGGGCAGUAUGAAGAGGGAUUUGAAGAUGUUCAUGCGCAACUUAUCAAUUACUUCACCUAUAAAGCUAUCAGAACUGUUCUUCACCAGCUUUAUGAAAUGAAUCCACCAAGUUACAGCUGGCUCUACAACUUUGUUGCUGCCAACAAACCAACUGAUGGAAAACGUUUUCUUCAGAUGCUCGGGAAGGAGAGACAAGAACUGGCGGAGAGAGUGAUGAUAACACGCCUUCACCUAUAUGGUCUAUGGAUAAAGAAGCUGGAUCAUGCAAAAAUGUACCAAAAGAUAUCUGAUGAGAAUCUACAGUUGAUGCGAGAACGGCUAAUGGAAACAGUCAUAUGGCCAACUGAUGACACAAACACGGAGAAAAUUGGCUAGGAUAUGAGGAAAAGACUCAGUUGCCAGGAUCCCAUCUUCCUUAUAUUUCACUUGAGGCACCAAAUUAGAUUUAAUAUUUUCUGCCUAGGGAGAUUCAGUAUGUACAUAAAUUUACUCAAAAUCAAGUAAAAGAAUCAUUACUUUGGUGUAUUUCACCAUUUUGAUCAAUCUUUUGCUCUGUUGUGCGACAUCAACUUCAAAUUUACCUAGAUAAUUUGUUGUACGAAA